Molecule: messenger RNA, 1191 nt
Organism: Rhinichthys klamathensis goyatoka
Lineage: Eukaryota; Metazoa; Chordata; Actinopteri; Cypriniformes; Leuciscidae
Gene: ppp1cab
Product: protein phosphatase 1, catalytic subunit, alpha isozyme b
Exons: 8
Coding region: 130-1128 (332 amino acids)
Cellular component (GO): nucleus; cytoplasm
Molecular function (GO): protein serine/threonine phosphatase activity
Source: RefSeq, a predicted model, not a curated record
GUGUUUACCCCGCCCCAUUCAGUGUUUCCUACUCAGCGGUCGUGGUGCUAGUUUUUCUCAUACAACGAACUACUGAAGGUCGUCUUGUUCCUGGCUCUGUUAGCCGGCUAAUCUCCAGCGAGCGACAAAAUGGCUGAAUCGGACAAAUUAAACAUCGAUUCGAUCAUCCAGCGCCUUUUGGAGGUGAAGGGCUCAAGACCUGGUAAAAAUGUUCAGUUAACUGAAAACGAGAUUCGUGGAUUGUGUCUGAAAUCUCGGGAAAUCUUCCUUAGCCAGCCGAUACUGCUGGAGCUGGAGGCACCACUCAAGAUUUGUGGUGAUGUUCAUGGUCAGUACUAUGACCUGCUCAGGCUUUUCGAGUAUGGAGGAUAUCCUCCAGAGAGCAACUACCUGUUUCUGGGAGACUAUGUAGACCGAGGCAAGCAGUCUUUGGAGACCAUCUGCCUGCUGCUUGCCUACAAGGUCAAAUAUCCAGAGAACUUCUUCCUUCUCAGAGGAAACCAUGAAUGUGCCUCCAUCAACAGGAUAUAUGGAUUUUAUGACGAAUGUAAAAGGCGGUAUAACAUCAAGCUUUGGAAGACAUUCACAGACUGUUUCAACUGCUUACCUGUAGCUGCUAUUGUGGAUGAAAAGAUUUUUUGUUGUCACGGAGGUCUUUCCCCAGACCUGCAAUCUAUGGAACAGAUUCGCCGUGUGAUGAGGCCCACAGACGUUCCUGACCAGGGUUUGCUGUGUGAUCUGCUCUGGGCUGACCCCGAUAAAGAUGUCAUGGGCUGGGGAGAGAAUGACCGUGGUGUCUCUUUCACCUUUGGUUCUGAUGUUGUGGCCAAGUUCCUCCACAAACAUGACAUGGACCUCAUUUGCCGGGCCCACCAGGUGGUAGAGGAUGGCUAUGAGUUCUUUGCUAAGAGGCAGUUAGUCACACUUUUCUCCGCUCCCAACUACUGCGGAGAGUUUGACAACGCAGGAGCUAUGAUGAGUGUCGACGAGACCCUGAUGUGCUCAUUUCAGAUUCUGAAACCAGCGGAGAAGAAGAUGCUGUCGUAUGGUGGUGCGGGAGGAUUUGGAUCUGGUAGACCUGUAACUCCUCCACGAAACACAGCCAAGGGUGGCAAAGCCAAGAAAUAACAUCAACUACUGCAACACGCCUAUACAUCCUGUCCAUCAUUCUACCUCUCCUUUUCCUUCUCC